UAAACAUUCCCCCUUGUAUGUAGACCUGAGGGAUGGAUUCCCCCAUUCCUUAUCCCUGCCUAUGGUAGUGCUGAGGGUCAUGGAGGAUUGGUUUUCCACAUGGCACUCCUCAAUGAAGACCUUACUGGUCUGGCUAAGAGCAGCCUGUUUCCCCUGGGCUCUUUCAUCCCCAUCUGGGCAGCAGUGGAUCAGAAGGACCAUCAGCCCUUGCUGCUGCUCUUGGAGGAGUGUGUGGCGGCCACAACACCAGAACUGCAGUCUGCGAGCCUGGUGUACCCCAUCAUCACCAACAAGGGUUGCCUUGCAGAUGGGAAGACUGGGAACUCCAGGUUCCUGCCUACGGGUACCACCCGUCUGCUAUCUGCCUUUACCUGCAGUUACUGUCCAGUUUGCCUAGGCGAGGAAGUGUAUAUUCAUUGUAAGCUUGUGGCAUGGGACCCUGAGGUUUUUGAUAUAGAAAAGAAGGCCUGCCACUACAUUAAAGAGACUGGAGAAUGGGAGCUGCUGGACGACCCGUCUCAAAGUGACCUCUGCAAGUGCUGUGACUCGAGUUGCAAGCCUCGGUUGAAGAGGGGUGUGGAUUCAGAACCCCAGGGCCUGGUUCAAAACUCUGUUCUUGGACCGCUCACAAUAGUGGAAAACUCUGAAACCCGGAUCCCCAGUGAAUUUGUAAAAUAUCCUACUGUAGAACAAGUUGACUGGUUGGUGUAAUGGUCUGGAACACUUUGCUUGUCAGGGAUGGCUGUCUUUUCUGUCUCUACAGCCAUCUAAUUGUAGGUGGCCUGAAGGGUGCAUCACUUUCCACUAUCCCCAGUAUGGAUAUGAAGUCCUUUGACUUGAGCAUGUUUCAAUAAAAUGAGUACUUUACAAUG
Messenger RNA from Oncorhynchus kisutch (coho salmon), 872 nucleotides. RefSeq lists its product as uncharacterized. The record is from RefSeq and is a predicted model, not a curated record. Gene Ontology annotation, cellular component: extracellular matrix. Bases 100 to 711 code for a protein of 203 amino acids. The transcript has 8 exons. Lineage: Eukaryota; Metazoa; Chordata; Actinopteri; Salmoniformes; Salmonidae. Gene Ontology annotation, biological process: binding of sperm to zona pellucida; egg coat formation; positive regulation of acrosome reaction. Gene Ontology annotation, molecular function: acrosin binding.